This is a messenger RNA of Chara braunii, 1677 nucleotides long. Lineage: Eukaryota; Viridiplantae; Streptophyta; Charophyceae; Charales; Characeae. The record is from the annotation of a GenBank genome assembly.
CGCGGUGGCUUGUGCUGUUUCGACGUGACGUUUUUUCGGAAGACCGCGCAAUUGCUGCGGGGUGACGUUUUUUCAGAAAGACCACGCAAUUGCUGCCUUGGGCGGUGCAGGGCAGAACGGUGGGGGUUUCGUCAUCGCUGUCGCUGGUGCUAUGGUGGCGGAUGCUCGCGGCUGGCGGGUUCACCUGUGGCGCCCAGUCGUCUUCUCCGGACAUGUGGGCUGAAGCAGAAUUCAAUCUACCACCGGUUGCGACGAUGCAAAUAGCACGAAGAGAGGGGAUACGCGGCUUUCUGAAGAACCUUCUCUAACGAGUCUUCUGUGUGUGUGUGUGUGUGUGUGUGAGAGAGAGAGAGAGAGAGAGAGAGAGAGAGAGAGAGAGAGAGAGAGAGAGAGAGAGAGAGAGCGUCAAACAGAACUUCCUGGUAAACCGGAGGCAGAGAGGGAGAAGAGGACAACAAACGAGGGGCUGUGACAAACUGUUUCGCCGGAGUUUAUAUAAGUGAGUGCGAGUAGAUAGAAAAUAGAUAGUGAGGGAGAGGAGAAGCGGGGGGGAGAGAGGAAGAGAAGGUUGUGGCGGGGAUGGCGGGAGGUGGAGAGGCAGGUGGAGGAUACAAGCCCUGGUGGGCGAUCGACAAGCAAGCGUGGCGGGAAGCCUUCAGCAUCUAUUACAAAAUCAAGAGCGUAGAACAAGAUGCGGAGCCAUUGCCAGCGUGGACUAGUGCCGACGUGGCAGAAUUUGCUAAGGAGGACCCUGUUCAUGGUGCCCAGGUUCAGGCCCUUCAGAAGGCGGGGACCGCUGCAGCUGUCGCGGCAGCGGUCGGCGGCGCUGGCUCCCUUGCGUUCAUACUCCGCCAGGCGCGGAAUGUUCCGGCGGCGGCAGUUGGUCUAGUCGGAGGUGCAGCCGUGAGCUGGGCGCUGGCGGAAGAGGUCGCUAAUUAUUCCCUCGGCUUGUUCAAAUUCGAGGGCAUGAAUGCAAAUCUCAAGUUCCUUGAGUGGAGAAGGAGAAAAGCCCAACAACUCGAUUCCAAUCAGUGAUUCGUCAGUCGAUUCACCCGUGUUCACCUGGACGGGAUAUUCUUCAAGAUGCAUCAUCAAUCCACACAUAGUCGUGGAGAUUUCUGCCUCCGCCAUCGUAUAGAAAGUCCUCGCGUGAGACAACCGUCUACGGUCAUUUCCGCCAGUAAUUGCUGCGGACGUCGGACGUCAACAAUAAUUUCCGGCAGUUGCUCGCCAUUAUCAACAACAUGAAGACAGAAACACCGUUGUCAUCGUCAUCGUCAUCGACAUCAUCAUCAUCAUCAUCAUCAUCAUCAUCAUCGUCGUCGUCAUCGUCAUCGUCAUCAUCAUCGUCAUUGUCAUCAUCAUCGUCAUCAUCAUCGGUCACCAAUCGUCAUAAGAGAUCAUCAGCAUUAUGUCCAUUAGCAUCUGCGGCAGCAGCAGUGGCAGCAGCAGCAGCAGCAGGAUGUGUCUAACGGUAGUGAAAGUCGAUUGCUCGAUGAACCAGCUGGAUCAGUCAAUAAAUGAACGAAUGAAUGGGUCAGCAAACUCAGUGAAGAAUACGCAACCAAUGAGUCGAUCCUUCAACCAACCCGGCAACUGGUUAAAAGCGUGAAGUCUUGUCCCUCUCCCUCCUCGUCUUCCCUUGGGGUAGUUUCUCACAACAAUUUCCUUCAUGCC